AUGAUCAAUAAUAAUAAAGAAACUGAACUACUGAAUGAAGAAGUAAAUAAUUACGAAAUAGAUUAUGAAAUGUCAAUUGAGGUAGAUACCGAUAAUGAAGACUCAAAUGAAGACUUUUUAGAUUAUGAUGAAGAAUUUGAUGAUAGAAAAUUUAUAAAAUCAAAGCUUAAUGAAACGAUGGAAUUUCCUGCAAAGGAUACAGAUUUCUCAGUAGACGAGGCGCCGAAACAACCUAGACUUUCUAAUGAGCACCCAAAUAUGCGAAAUGUCGUUUCGAGCAUUAAAAAAAACAUAAGUGAAGAACAUGAAGAAUGGUUUACAAAUUGGUAUCAAAAUGUAAUAGAAAGAAAAACACAAUUUAGUCAUUUUAGAGAAGUUGAAGAAUCAUCUAAAUGGUUUGAAAAAUCAAUUGCAAAAGGAGAAAUUAUAUAUUACAGUUUUAAAGAUUAUAAUAAUAUUUCUGAGGUUGGAUUUGGUGCAUUUUCUACUGUUUAUGUUGCAAGUUGGAAAAAUACUGCAUAA
This is a messenger RNA of Funneliformis caledonium, 522 nucleotides long. The record is from the annotation of a GenBank genome assembly. Lineage: Eukaryota; Fungi; Glomeromycota; Glomeromycetes; Glomerales; Glomeraceae.